This is a messenger RNA of Eleginops maclovinus (Patagonian blennie), 2033 nucleotides long. It is a transcript of the gene prmt2, whose product is annotated as protein arginine methyltransferase 2. Gene Ontology annotation, biological process: peptidyl-arginine methylation. The transcript has 10 exons. Gene Ontology annotation, molecular function: protein-arginine N-methyltransferase activity. NCBI's taxonomy places the organism in Eukaryota, Metazoa, Chordata, Actinopteri, Perciformes, Eleginopidae. Gene Ontology annotation, cellular component: nucleus. The record is from RefSeq and is a predicted model, not a curated record.
ACUGACGUCAAAACAGGAAGUGUUCAUGCUGUUCAAGUUUUGUGAUAUUAUUUACUGCUUAUUUCACAAAACAAUUCCGUUUGUCUUAACUUUACUUGUCGAUGCACCGUGUGGCGUCGUGAGCACUCUCAGGUAACCAAACAGCAGGCGAUUCUCAAUCUCAACACAAGCCCCGAGACAUGCAGACAGAGAAAGAGGAUGAUGAGGAUGAUGAUGAUGCAUCCGUUGAAGAUUUCCGCAGCGGGGACACGCUACUCGUGAAGCCUGCUUCUGAGGAGGAGGAGGAGGAGGAGGAGGAGGAGGAGGAGGACACCUCUCUGGAGGACCGAUGGCAAGAUGAAGAAUAUUUUGGCCAUUAUGGGACCCUGAGACUUCACUUGGAGAUGUUGUCAGGUAGGAGGCGCACUGAGGCGUUCAGGCAGGUUAUCCUCAGCAACAGCGCUUCUCUUAGGGAUAAGGUGGUGAUGGACCUUGGCAGUGGGACUGGCAUCAUCAGCCUGUUCUGCGCUCAGCUGGCACAACCCUCAUAGGUGUAUGCUGUGGAAGCGAGCUCCAUGGCGGAGUACACCAGACAGCUGGUGAAGCAGAACGGCUGCGAGGAGGUGGUGACGGUGCUCCAGGGACGAGCUGAGGAGAUCGAUCUACCUGAGCGGGUGGACGUCCUGGUGGCUGAGUGGAUGGGAAACUGCCUACUGUUUGAGUUCAUGGUGGAGUCAGUUUUGCUGGCCAGGGACCGCUGGCUUAAAGAAGGUGGCGUAAUGUGGCCUUCAUCCGCGUCCCUCACCCUGGUGCCAUGUCAGGCCAACGGCUAUUACGCAGAGAAGAUGGACUUCUGGGAGCAGCCCUAUGGACUGGACUUUACUCCUCUUCAAUCCGGUUUGACUGAUCCACCAGCAGGCAGCUGGUCUCAGGCAGCAACUAACUGGUGUCUUUGUAAGUUGCCUCAAGUUGCCCUGAAACCUAAAAAUGAAAACAGACAGAAAAACAACCUCAUCGAUCCCAACGACUGACUCACGGCUCCCUGUGAUGUUGUGCGCCUGGAUUUGUACACUUUGCAGAUAAAAGACCUGGAGGAAAUAAAGGGGCAGUUUCACUUUUGUGUUGAAAAGUCUGGUGUGUUUCAUGGAGUCACCGCCUGGUUCACUGUUCAGUUUGAAAGCCUGGAGAUGGGAGGAGCAACAGUGGAGUUAAACACCGGACCUCACUCUGAGCCAACGCACUGGAAGCAGACUCUGUUCAUGCUGGACCGCCGGUCAGUUUUGGCGGGAGACUCCAUCAGUGGAACCAUCCUCCUGCGCAGGAACCCCGUCUGGAGACGCCACAUGACCAUCAUCCUGCACUGGAGCAUUAAUAGCAGCACGGGGGAAACGGAAAAAUGCCAGGUUGGGACAAAGACUUUCCCCAUGUGGAGGUGACGGAUUCUCUGUAAGUGUUGGAAAUCAGCAGGGACACAUGACGUGAGCUGUAAGCUGCUGCUGACCUGGAAUGAAGAGCAACGGUCAAAGGCCUGGGAAAUACAGAACACCAUGACCCAUGUUAAAAGGGCAUCAAAGAAGUUACAUGCUACAAAUGAACAGUGGAGCAUUAUUUUAACUGUAUUAUAUAUACAAAUGCUCAUGGUGCUAGGUGGAAAAAGGCUUUAUUGAGACAAUGGUUGAAACCGGAAACAACAAACAGUUUUGAACAGAUAUUUGUGGUCUCAUGUGCAAAAAGCAGAAGCUUUUGUGUUUAUUUUUACUCUUAUGUGCAUAUUGUUUUACAAUAGGCAAUUGACAUAUUAAAUUCAAGUGUUAACCAUAAACAGAAACAGAUUAACCAUAAUUUAUAAUGGUUUGAGAUGAAUCAUUUUUGUAUAUUCGAAGAUUAGAGUGAACAUUGUAUGCCACUUAAAUUCUUAAUUAUCCUAAUGAGUUCAAAUAGGCAUUACAUUUUACCUAGAGAUAUUAAAUAACAUUCAUUAUUUUUAAGUAAAAUGACUGUACAAAAAGUAAACUCUGUGAUACAAAUAAAAUAACGUUUUGGGAGUUAUUGAA